Messenger RNA from Blastomyces gilchristii SLH14081, 1785 nucleotides. RefSeq lists its product as uncharacterized. The transcript is spliced from 2 exons. The record is from RefSeq and is a predicted model, not a curated record. The coding region runs from base 35 to 1168 and encodes 377 amino acids. Lineage: Eukaryota; Fungi; Ascomycota; Eurotiomycetes; Onygenales; Ajellomycetaceae.
CUUCCCCCUCUCUUUCUUAUAUUUGCCAGCCACUAUGUGCGACCCGGCCAAUACUGGGGCGGACUGGCGUUGUUCAAGCUCAACGACUAACUCAUUCCAAGAGAUGCCUGAAUGGGAUCAAUAUGCGCAACGUAUUUAUCAGCUGGGAAUCAACCACGGCCUAUGCGACAGCAACCAAGGCGCGGCAUACCCUCAACCGAUAAUAAAUCCUGCCCACAGAUACGGUCCCGUACCCUGCGACGCGGGACCUAAGGAGCUAGGCAACCUACCAAAUUCUGCUAUGCCACAACAUUACCAAUAUCUCCAGGCUACCCAGGCCACCCAAGCUCCCCAGACUGCCCAAGUUCCUCUAGUUCCGCUAGCUACCCAAGCUACCCAAGCUGCCCAAUCUGCCCAAGUUCCUCGAGUUCUGCAAGCUACCCAUAUUCUCCAAGCUACUCAAGCUGCACAAGCCACCCAUAUUACAUCGCAGCCGUUUUUGGGCCACGCGCAGGCGAACAUGCCAAUAAACAGGGCGAUGCAACCCAGUUUAUAUCCUCAACCCAUGAUGCAACCGACUCCCAUCAGUGCUGCUAAACGGGGACAUGUACACUCCUUGGUGACUAUGGACAAUCAUGAAUGGAACACCUACGGUAAUUAUUUCUCAAACGCGCAACCGCAGUUGACUGCCCAAUCCUCCGACCUUCAAUGUAGCGGAGGCUAUCCGGUCCACCAACCAGUCACUAAUAAUAUGCACUACGGAUCCGGUGUUCCGAAGUUGGAGGGACGCUCUGCGGCAACUUACGGUGGCCGGAUAAUGGACGAACCCACUCCAGUAAAACUGCUCGUGAAACCCGUAACGACUAGAGUUGAACCCGCUGGUGCCAUUGCCUCAUUGAAACGAGCUGCAGUAUCCCGGCCGAAUGCGCCUAGGCAUAGGCCGGCACCUAACCUGACGAAAUUAACCAACGAGCAUAGGGUCAGAAAACGCAGAAUAAGGAACGACUCUCCCUUGAACCGUUGCAAACCAGAUAUGCGCUUCCCCGGUGCAGAUGUGUUAACACCAGAAAAUGAAUGUGCUGUUAGCGAUGGCUCACCGCAGGUUGAAACUGAUAGUAAGAAUCAGGUUUACUAUUUGGAUCGUGACGACUAUACAGUCCUUUCCCACGGCGCUGAGAUAUACUUUUAGAUGGGUAUGACGACAACGGGGGCGAGCGAAAAUGAUGAUUCGUUAGGUCGCAAUUCCUCCCUUGCCAAUUCUCCCUGCGACGGUUCUUUUAGCAGUGUUGCACUUCCGACCCAUUGGUAUUUACUGCGCCCAUGCCACACUGUAUGCUACCAGGUAGGUAAUCUCCUAAUUGCCCCUGGUAUGGCCCAACCAGGUGCUGUGGGGUCAGGAACAGGACUGUGCGGUAUUUUCUGAGGCUAUUUUGGUGAUGGUUUCCACAAAAACAUGGAAUGUUAUCUCUUAUGUUUCAACAUUCGUUCUGCUCCUGUUGUUCCCUGUGCUGUUUGGAUUGGAUAUGCGAUAACCAUGUUCCUCACUUUUUUUGCUUUACAAUUGUUUUUCAUACUCCGUUGCUUGUAUUGAUAGAGAGAUAGAAAUAUCGAAUUCGCUUCCAAAUCCUACCCAGCAGUGUAAAUGGCAAUAUGCCGUUUUCUGAGAGGUUUAUUUUGGGGCGUGGUUAAUUCUCAUUCACUGGAUGCAAACUUCUGUCAGGUUGUUGGCACCAGGGAGAUUGUCUGCGAAAACACAAAUAAUAGCUAGAAUAUUCACGUAUUCGCAGGAUCUUUAAUAUCAUUCAG